AUGUCUCAUGAGGAACAUAAUAGCAUUAGUAACAAUAGUACAACUAUCAACACCAAUGCCAAUACUUCAAUGUCAAGUCAUUCACAAAAAGGAAUAACAACUUCAUAUAAGGAGACGACACGUGAGAGCAUAACAAUAAUUAACAAAACUACAAUUGCAAGUUCGAAAGCUGACUCGAGUCAAGAGGGAAAGGGUAGACGGCAGCUACAACAGCAGCUGCAACGGGACAUUAGUAGUAGUGAAAAAGACAUUUCAAAGCCUAUUAUUGUUAGUAGCAACACUAGUCAAAAUGACAAUAAUAAUAGUACACCAAUUGAUACUAAAGACAUUAUUUCAUCUUUAGAGGACAAUAAUAAUUGUUCAUCUGAAGAUAUUAGUGGGGCAAAUUUAAUUAAAGGGAACAACAUUAUAAUAUCUGAUCAAGAAAAUCAUCAGGAAGGUCAACGAAUGACAAAAAAUUCAAAUUCUCGAAAUUCGCUUGUUUCUCCCGCGAAUCAACAACCCCCUCAACAGCCAUCACCAUCGAAUAGUAGCAGCGCAAGCAAUACUACUGCUAACAGUAACAAUACCACCACCACACCCUCUUCAUCUUCUAAUUCCACAUUAAUCUACGCUAAUGGUGAUGGUGGUGGUCCAAAUAAUUCAGCUACUCCAUAUGAAGAGGUAGCUCCGGUCUUUAAUGGUCCAUCUGUACCUUUUCAAUAUUAUACCGGUAAUCCUCAAUUUUUCCCUGGAAGUGCACAGUAUUUCUUUGAUCCAAGAUUUCCUCGACCUCCACAUAUUUCUGCACCUCCCUUACCUCCACCAAAUCAGCCUGCUUUUAGUCCUACACCUUCUACUCUCAUGACACCACCACAUCCACAUCCACACAACACUACAAACAGGUAUCUAAAUCCAGGUAGUGCCGCUGGUGGUGAUUCCGGAUUCUCUUCUCGUCGAAGCUCUCUUGAUCAAAUUCGAAUUCCUACUCCUGUUCUUGGUCCACAGUACUCUCCCAGAGUACAUCAAAAGAAACCAAAACAACUAGAUAAGGCAUUAUGGGUGGGUAAUUUGCCUGAUUCAACCACUCACGAGGAAUUACAAGAAUUCUUUGCUGAUGAAAGCAUGGAGAGCGUAUUUCUCAUUAAAAAAUCAAAUUGCGCCUUUGUGAACUAUAAAACUCAUGAAGCAGUUGUGGAGGCCGAAAAAAAGUACAAUGAUGCAGAAUUCAAAGAUAUUAAGUUGGUGUGCCGGCCGAGAAAGAAUAAUCCUUCUGACUUCAAAAAUAAAAUUGAUGCAUUAACUGCUAUCACAUCACAGAAUACUCCUCUGCUUACUCCUUCAGAAGCGGGAUCGACCACUUCCUCGGCAAGAUCACAGAGAUCUUCUUUACCACCACCAAGACAGCGCUUUGGUCCAACAUCACAUGCGUCAAUGUCUCCUGCUUCAUCAGUAUCAUCCAAUAAGCCUUCACCUCCAAAUAGAUAUUUCAUUUUGAAAUCAUUAACCCAAGAUGAUUUGGACAUUUCUGUUGAGAGUGGUGUAUGGGCCACUCAACCACAUAAUGAGACUUUUUUGAAUAAAGCCUUUAAGAGUGCGGAAAAUGUCUAUCUUAUCUUUAGUGCAAAUAAAAGUGGUGAAUUUUAUGGAUACGCCAGAAUGGCGAGUCCUAUCAACAAAGAAACGACCGAAUCUAUUCAAUGGACACCUGUUGAUGAAGCUACGCUAGCCGCUUCAUCUUCGAGACCUUCUGUUCAGGAAGAAGUACAAUCAAAGCCUAAAAGACCCGAAGAUGAUAGUGAGGAUUGCGAUGAAGAUGGUGUACCUUCUAGAAAUUGGGGAACAGCAUUCAAAGUUGAAUGGAUAAAAGUACAAAAACUUCCAUUCGUUCGUACUCGACAUCUUAGGAACCCGUGGAAUGCUAAUCGAGAAGUGAAAAUUAGUCGAGAUGGAACUGAAGUAGAGCCAGCUGUUGGCGCAAAGCUGCUUUCCGAAUUUCAUAAAACUAGUCCUCAAUUGGCUUAUACUCCUAUGGCUGGACCAUUAUUAGCUCAACCUCUUAAUCUUGAAGCUACUAAUAUUGCUGACGGCCAAGAAAGGCAAAUUCCUUCUCCAUCGGGAACAACAUCAUCCUUACAGGGCCCUAUGCCACCAAUGAUGGAUAUUAAUUAUAUGCAAAACCCGCAACCUGCAUUCUUUCCGCCUCCCCCACCGGGACAUUACUGGCAUCCACAACCUAUUCUGAUGCCUUCAUAUGGCACUGGUCCGACUCCUACAGGAUACGUUCCUGGCUCUGUACCAACGCCACGCCCUUUACAAAAUGGCGGAAUAGUUGCCAAUCCUAAUCUGUCACCUAUGUUACCCAUUGAUCAACAACAGCAACAACAAUACGUGGAGGCACCGGUACCACCACAUCAUCCUAAUCAUUACCAACCAACACAUGCACUUCCGCAUCCUCCACAUCAUUUUCAAUCUUCACCAAUAUCACAAACUUAUUACAGACCUGAAGAGAAUCGAGUUGAUAAUCAGAUUAUGUAUCAACCACAACAACAAUCAUCUUCGCAACAAUCAGAGUCGUCACAACAAGUCAACAAUAAUGAAAUCGAAUCAUCUGUCUUGCUUGAAUCCAGCAGUGUAUAA
Messenger RNA from Ambispora gerdemannii, 2619 nucleotides. NCBI's taxonomy places the organism in Eukaryota, Fungi, Glomeromycota, Glomeromycetes, Archaeosporales, Ambisporaceae. The record is from the annotation of a GenBank genome assembly.